Molecule: messenger RNA, 730 nt
Organism: Fimicolochytrium jonesii
Lineage: Eukaryota; Fungi; Chytridiomycota; Chytridiomycetes; Spizellomycetales; Powellomycetaceae
Exons: 2
Coding region: 83-730 (215 amino acids)
Biological process (GO): sterol transport
Molecular function (GO): sterol binding
Source: RefSeq, a predicted model, not a curated record
CGCCAAAUCAUCAUCUCGCGACCUUCAAAACAGAAAAGACAACCAUUCCGCGAACGUUACAAGAAAAGAAAAAAACCUAGCAAUGCGCCUCACCGCACUCCUCACGCUCCUUCUCCUCCUCCCGGUGACGGUGUUCGCGCGUCCCGCCCCGCAGUUCGGCGAUCAGGGCGACCAGAAUGGUCAGGACGGUCAGGAUGGUCAGAACGACCAGGGCAAUCAGAACGGACAGAACGGACAAAACGGUGGCCAAGGCUGUAAUCAAGGCGGCGGUAAUCAGGGCGGCGCCGGCGGCGCCAACGGCGGCAUAAGCACCACCCCCGGCCAAUUCUCUCUCUGCCCGAACUCCACCGCCGCCGACGUCCUCCAAGUCUCAGCGGUCAACCUCUCUCCCAACCCGGUCGUCCCCGGGCAGAACGCCACCUUCACGAUCCAAGGCACCACCAGCCGCCCGAUCACCCCUGGAGCGCGAGCCAUCUUCUCCGUCGGUUUUCCAGGUGGUUCCCCGGCGCUGUUCUCGGAUGCUGUGAGCAUGUGUGAUGCGUUCGCGGCUAGGGGUGUACAGUGCCCGAUUGCGGCGGGUCAGCAGAAUUGGGUGUUGGAUGGUCCGGUGCCGAAUGGUAUUCCGGAGAUUACGUAUCUGGUGACGGUUAGGGCUAUUAAUGGGGAUGGGUCGCCAUCUCGAUCGUCAUAUUCACUUACCGGUUUCCCUCCGAUUACCCGCGCAAUCUAG